AUAAUUCCAUACGCCAUAAAGAGGUCGAGAGAAAAGAAGCUUAUUUUCCGCUUGUAGGAUUCCCGAAGCAUAUCGACGACGAUCGAGACAGAGCAAAGCGGGGGAAUUUCGGGCGAGAAGAGGAGGCAGAAGGGAAAAUAGGAGAUCCACAGGCCUGAUUUGGGGUUGUGUCCCGCUCUCGUCGCUGCGCCAUGGUUGGAAGCUUCGCAGAUGGCGCGUUGGGCGGGGUUCGGGGAGGGACCAGGCCUCUGCGCUGAAAGACCUUCCUUCUUUUCGUUCUCUCUCACUGCCUCCUCUUCUUCGAUCCGUGGGUCGGGAAUACGGACCGUGGCUGGUAUUGGCAUAUUUGAUCAUGAUGCGCAAUGGCUUUUCUAUAAUUGGAAAAUCUCCUCUGGCAGUUUGUGACAAUUAAAGUGAAUUGUCUUGAAGUUAAUUCUUAGUCUCGCAUCUAUUGACAGUCCAAGAAUAUCAUCUACUGGUCACUGUAUGGGAGAUUAUUUGUGCUGGUUGUCAAAUCCUCCUUAGUAGGGGGAUACAUUUUUAGAAUUUCUUCACUUUCUGGGCAAAUCUCAUUUGGCAAGUACUUAAUAUGCUUUGAGUUAACUUUUUCUCUCUUGGGAAAAUGUCUAUCGGGGUUAAGAUUUUCCAUCUUGGGCAAAUCUCCUUUGGCAUUUAGCAGUUUGCUUCACUCUGCUGGGCAAAUCUCCUUUGGCAUCUAGCAGUUUGCUUCACUCUGCUGGGCAAAUCUCCUUUGGCAUCUAGCAGUUUGCUUCACUCUGCUGGGCAAAUCUCCUUUGGCAUCUAGCAGUUUUCCACUCUGCUGGGCAAAUCUCCUUUGGCAUUUAGUAGUUUUCUUCACCUGCUGGGCAAAUCUCCUUUGGCAUUUACUGGCUUUCUUCAGCUGCUGGGCAAAUCUCCUUUGGCAUUUUAUAGUCAAUAUCAGCUCCAUUUAGUAAACUCAGCUCAGCUGGGCAAAUCUCCUUUUGGCAGUGAUAGAAUCAGUUGCUGUUUUCUGGAUAGUAUGUCAGCGGAUUUCAGCACAUCAGGGGUUACAUCUGGCAGUUGCAAUGUUUGUUCGGUCAGGAAGCAAUCUGUUUCCAUCAGUCGUCAGGGUUGACUAUAGAAUAGAUAAAUUAACUUGGAGUCCCAUUUUUGUGCAUGGUUGUCUUAUUCAACAAAUGAUGUCUUGGGUGUAGAUGGGAGAGUUUCUUGUUAGGGUAAUAUCUUUCCUAUCUUGAUGAUAAGGUAAUUAGAUGAUGGAUGCACUGUUUGUUGAUUCAGAUAGUGAUUCCUACUCUGAAUUUAGUGAUAGUGAGAAUCAAGACUGCAAUGAAUCUUUAUUUGGCGGGCAUGCUCAAAGUAUCUUGUCAGGUCUGGAUGAGAGCAUAGGAAAAAUUGAUGACUUCCUUGCAUUUGAGAGACACUUUGCUCUCGGCGACUUCGUCUGCUCCAUUACAGAUCCUUCAGGACAGUUGGGAAGGGUGGUGGAUGUUGAUCUGAUUGUAGACUUGGAAACAACCUCUGGUGGACUCGUAAAAGAUGUAAACAGCAAGAAACUUCUUAGGUUGAGAUCCUUUGCCUCUGGGGACUUUGUAGUUUAUGGGCCAUGGCUUGGAAGGAUUGAAAAAACAUUUGAUGCAGUUACCAUUCUAUUUAAUAAUGGGGCUAAGUUUGAAAUAUUGAUCAGAGACUCAAAAGACCUAACUCUGCUAUAUCCAAGCUUUGAAGAUGCAUCAUUUCCUCUCCAUCCAGGCCAGCGGGUGAAAAUUAAUCUUCCGACUAUUUCCCAGUCCAAAACAUGGUUUUGCGGCUCACUCAAGGCAAGUCAAGAUGAAGGUAUUAUCUGCCAUGUGGAGGUAGGAUUAGUGUAUGUUAGUUGGGUUGCUUCAGUUGUGGGUCAGAGCAUCCAUUCAUCAACUCCACCUCAUUUCCAAGAUCCAAAGAACCUUACUUUGUUGUCAUGUUUUUCACAUGCUAAUUGGCAACUUGGUGAUCGGUGUACACUUCCAGUAGAUUACCAUAAUGUGACCGCAGAAAAUUCAGGAACUCUGAGUUCUCCAAAGUGCUUUACAAACAUGCAGAAAGAAUUGGAUAUGGAAACUCUACAGAUGUAUGUGAUUGCAAAGACCAGGAGCAAGGUUGAUGUUCUGUGGCAAAAUGGUGAAAGGUCAGUUGGUGUGUGUACUCAAUCCUUGUCUCCAGUGAGCAACAUUGGUGAUCAUGAUUUUUGGCCAGGACAGUUUGUGCUAGAGAAAGUAACAACAGAAGAAGUACAUGUUCCACAACCACAAGGGCUGGGAAUUGUGAAAAAUGUGGAUUCACACGAACAGAUUGUGAAGGUGAAAUGGAUGCUUCCUGAGCUUAACAAGAAUGUUGAUUUUAGUGGUGAUUUUACUGAAUUUACUGAAGAGACAGUGAGUGCUUAUGAACUGAUUGAGCAUCCAGAUUUCACCUAUUGCAUUGGUGAUGCCGUGCUUAGGCAAAUUCCUUGUGUUCAGAAGGUGGGAGAAAAUAUUCUUGAUGUGCAAAAUAUUAGUUGGAAAGAAAGACAUAAUUUGCCUGUUGCAGUAGAUGGAUUAUUUUGUGGAAUUGGUUCUCUCAAGAAGCCUAUUGAUGAAUGCAAUCAUGAGGAUCUACAGGGUUACCUAUCAUGCAUUGGGAAUGUUAUUGGUUAUAAGGAUGAAGGUAUUGAAGUUAAAUGGGCCAAUGGUGUGAUAUCCAAGGUUAUGCCUUUUGAAAUAGUUGGACCGGACAGGCUUCUUCAUCCUGCCUUGACACCAUCGGCUACCAUGGAGUCUUUUCCUCCAAAUGUUGACAAAGACUUAACUGAUCAGGAGAAACAAUCAUGGAAUAUGAGGCAAAAGAAAUCUACGGAUGAUUCUGGUGGAUUUUGCAUGAAAGAUGUCUGGAAGGCCGCAUCUGCUUUGUUUCCUGGGGCAGCUUUUGGGUUCCUUACACAUGUUGCUACAAGCCUUUUCUGUUCUCGUGGUUCAACUUCUUUGCCUGAUCCAGAGUUUUCCCAGUAUAGGAAUUUGAAGAUGGAAGAAUAUAUAUCGGAACCAACUGAUUUACAGCCUGAAAAUUUGAAGCAGCAGAUUGAGGAGACGAAACAAAGUGGUGGGAUGACAUUUUCACCUGGCAGUGAUGAACCUAGAAAGUUCAAGCAAUUUGAUAUUGUAAAUGAUCAUACAGACCAUCAUUUUGUGAAUGGCAUUGGCAAUGAAUUGAUGUUGUCCCAUUAUCCUCAGGUAAAAAAGGGUUGGUUUAAGAGAGUACAACAAGAAUGGAGCUUCUUAAAAAAUGAUCUUCCAGACACAAUCUAUGUCAGAGUCUAUGAGGAGAGAAUGGAUCUACUGAGGGCAUCAAUGAUAGGAGCACCUGGAACUCCCUACCAUGAUGGUCUAUUCUUCUUUGAUAUCUUUCUUCCCUUUGACUAUCCUCAUGAACCCCCUGUUGUUCACUACAUCUCUGGGGGGCUUCGACUAAACCCAAACUUGUACGAGUCAGGGAAGGUUUGUCUCAGCCUACUAAAGACAUGGAUGGGAAGUGGCAGCGAAGUAUGGGAUCCAGAAAACUCGACAAUUCUUCAAGUGUUGCUAUCACUUCAGGCCCUUGUUCUUAAUGAGAAGCCGUAUUUUAAUGAGGCGGGAUAUGAUGAACAGAUUGGAAGAGUCGAGGCUGAGAAGAACUCGAUCACGUACAAUGAGAAUGCUUUUCUACAGUCGUGCAAGUCGAUGCUAUACAUCUUACGUAGACCACCGAAGCACUUUGAGGCACUUGUUGAGGAGCAUUUUACUCAUAGGUCACAUCAUAUUCUCAGUGCUUGUAAGGCAUAUUUGGAUGGCGCUCAGGUUGGGCAUGCUGAUGCAUGCAGAGAAGCAGCCGACAAAUGUCACAACAGUUGUUCUACUGGGUUUAAGAUCAUGCUUGCUAAACUUCUCCCAAAGCUUGUGUCAGCCUUUACAGAAAGAGGGAUCGAUUGCACCCAGUUUCUGGACGUCCUGAAUUAAAUUGCCUAAUGCAGAUAAGAUCACGUAUUUGGUGAGGUCUGAAAGUAAAAAAAAAAGAAGGUUGUUGGGUAUCUUAGCUACCAUGCUUAGAAAUAUAAGAUGUCUAAUAAAACUAGCUGUGAGCUAGAGCAACUGCUUGUAUUUAGCAAGUGAAGCCAGAACCCCUAGCUAGUCUGGAGGAGUGUGUCGGUUUGAAGCUAUUGAUGUUUGUAGUUUUGGGUCGCUUGCUAGUUAUUAUAUGGAUGAGGAGAUGUGUAAUAAGCUAGCUGUGAGCUACAGCUACUGUUUGUAUAUAGCAAGUGAAUGCGUGUGCCGGUUUGUAGCUAUUGAAGUUUGUAAUUGAUGAUUAUUUACUAGUUAUUGUAUGGAAGCCAUGAUCUUUUACAUUUA
Molecule: messenger RNA, 4400 nt
Organism: Musa acuminata subsp. malaccensis (wild Malaysian banana)
Lineage: Eukaryota; Viridiplantae; Streptophyta; Magnoliopsida; Zingiberales; Musaceae
Product: probable ubiquitin-conjugating enzyme E2 24
Molecular function (GO): ubiquitin conjugating enzyme activity
Source: RefSeq, a predicted model, not a curated record